AUGGGCCUCUUGUCGCUCGGGACGCCCUUAGAGUGGGCAGAAGCAACAAAGCUCGCCGCGCAUAUCCGGAAGCAUGGGAUUGAUCAGUUUCUCUCCGUGUGGCGCGCUGCCAAGGACCGCAGCGGCGACCCGGUCCUCUGGGGCGACGAGCUUGAGUACAUGGUCGUCGUCUUUGAUCCCGUGCAGCAUACUGCGCGACUCUCGCUGCGCCAAGGGGAGAUUCUGCGUGUGCUGCAGAGUGCACACAGCCCCUUGUUUGCGGCGCUGCCCGCGGCACAGCGCCCGACAUUCCACCCCGAGUAUGGGCGUUACAUGAUUGAAAGCACGCCCGGCGAGCCCUUUAGUGCGAGUGCGGACGAUCUGCUGCGUGUCGAGCUGGAUAUGCUGCGCAGGCGCUGCUUUGCAAAGCAGCACUUGAGGGAGCACGAGGUGCCGAUGACGGUCACAUCCUUCCCGCGUCUCGGCGCCACCGAUGCGCCCUUCACGGACCCGGCGCUGACCGCCGGUGGCGAUGCAGCACGCUCUCUUUUUCUUCCCGACGACUUAAUCAACCAGCAUGUCCGAUUUCCCACGCUCACCGCCAACAUCCGGAAGCGCCGCGGUACCAAGGUGCGGAUCAAUGUGCCCAUUUUCCACGACACACACACGCCGCGGCCGUUUGUAGACCCGACCAUUCCGCACGCGCGAAACACUUUUCCCGAGGAUUCAGAGGCAGCGCUCGGUGCAGCGCUACCGGAUCAUAUUUACAUGGAUGCGAUGGGCUUCGGCAUGGGCUGCAACUGCUUGCAGGUCACGUUUCAAGCGGCAAACGCGACAGAAGCGCGGCGUGUAUACGACCAGUGCACGCCUCUUACACCCUUGUUCCUUGCCAUCACUGCCGCUGCGCCCAUCUACCGAGGCUAUGUAGCCGAUGUCGACGCGCGGUGGAACGUGAUCUCUGCUUCUGUUGACGACCGCACGAAUGCGGAGCGCGGCACGGCGCCGCUGCGUGACGAGCCGAAGCACAAUGCCGAUACGGCGCCGCGGCGGCUGCGCAAGUCGCGCUACGACUCGGUAGACUCCUACCUGUACCCGGGCGCACCCCCCGAGGACAAUGAUAUGCCCCUCGAGAUGGAUCUUUCUGUGCGCGACAAGCUCCUCGCGGCAGGCAUCGAUCCACUACUUGCAGAGCAUCUUGCCCACCUAUUUGUGCGCGAUCCCCUUGUUAUUUUUUCGGAGCUUGUAGACGUGGACAAUACCACGUCGAUGGACCAUUUCGAAAAUAUCCAAUCGACCAACUGGCAAACGAUGCGCUUCAAACCGCCGCCGCUCGGUGGGCACAUUGGAUGGCGCGUCGAGUUCCGCCCCAUGGAGGUGCAACUGACCGACUUUGAGAAUGCUGCGUUUAGUAUCUUUGUCGUGCUUCUCUCCCGCGUCAUGCUCCAUUUCAACACGGAUUUCUACAUGCCACUCUCUUUGGUAGACGAGAACAUGCAGCGCGCACAGCAGCGCGAUGCAAUCCAUACCCAGCGUUUCUACUUUCGUAGGCACUGGGCCCCGGAUGCGGAAAGUACUGAGCGCAUCGGCGAGUACACACUCGCCGAGCUGUUCUGGGGCAGAGAUGCGGCCAUGCCGGGGCUCAUUCCCCUUGUGCGCCGCUACCUGGACGAGCUUGCGCUUGCCCCGGAACAGCGGGCAGAGCUGGACCGGUACAUUGCAUUCAUCGGCGAGCGUGCGAACGGGACGCUGAUGACGACGGCGACGUGGAUGCGCCGCUUUGUUCAUUCGCAUCCCCAGUACAAGCACGACUCUGUGGUGAGCGAAAAGAUUAACUACGACAUGCUCUGUACAUUGAACAAAAUCGAGCGUGGCGAGCUAGCUGUCCCAGACUUCCUUCCGCCCUGGUAUGCCGAACGCCACCGCACCAUGGAGCGUACGCUUGGCGUACCUAGCUUGUGA
This is a messenger RNA of Malassezia vespertilionis, 1938 nucleotides long. It is a transcript of the gene GSH1, whose product is annotated as glutamate--cysteine ligase. The transcript has a single exon. Lineage: Eukaryota; Fungi; Basidiomycota; Malasseziomycetes; Malasseziales; Malasseziaceae. Gene Ontology annotation, cellular component: glutamate-cysteine ligase complex. The record is from RefSeq and is a predicted model, not a curated record. Gene Ontology annotation, biological process: glutathione biosynthetic process. Gene Ontology annotation, molecular function: glutamate-cysteine ligase activity. Bases 1 to 1938 code for a protein of 645 amino acids.